Pteronotus mesoamericanus is the source of this 3342-nucleotide messenger RNA. It is a transcript of the gene IDE, whose product is annotated as insulin degrading enzyme. The record is from RefSeq and is a predicted model, not a curated record. Gene Ontology annotation, biological process: hormone catabolic process; peptide catabolic process; amyloid-beta metabolic process. Bases 105 to 3164 code for a protein of 1019 amino acids. The transcript is spliced from 25 exons. NCBI's taxonomy places the organism in Eukaryota, Metazoa, Chordata, Mammalia, Chiroptera, Mormoopidae. Gene Ontology annotation, cellular component: mitochondrion; cytosol; peroxisomal matrix. Gene Ontology annotation, molecular function: metalloendopeptidase activity; metal ion binding.
AGGCGGCGCGGCGCGGCGGACUGAGCAUGCGCAGUGGGCCAGGCCGGCUCUCGGCGCUAGAAGGAAGCGGUCGUUCGCUGUGAUCCCGGCGGCUGCGCUGGGGUAUGCGGUACCUGCUAGCGUGGCUGCUGCAUCCCGCUUUGCCCAGCACCUUCCGCUCGGUCCUCGGCGCCCGCCUGUCGCCGCCGCAGCACCUCUGUGGUUUCCAAAAAAAGACCUACAGCAAAAUGAAUAAUCCAGCUAUCAAGAGACUAGAAAAUCACAUUAUCAAAUCUCCAGAAGAUAAGCGAGAAUAUCGUGGGCUAGAACUGGCCAAUGGCAUCAAAGUACUGCUCAUCAGCGAUCCCACCACAGAUAAGUCUUCAGCAGCACUUGAUGUACACAUAGGUUCAUUGUCAGAUCCUCCAAAUAUUGCUGGCCUAAGUCAUUUUUGUGAACAUAUGCUAUUUUUGGGAACAAAGAAAUAUCCUAAAGAAAAUGAAUACAGCCAGUUUCUCAGUGAGCAUGCAGGAAGUUCAAAUGCUUUUACUAGUGGAGAGCAUACCAAUUACUAUUUUGAUGUUUCCCAUGAACACCUAGAAGGUGCCCUAGACAGGUUUGCACAGUUUUUUCUGUGCCCCUUGUUUGAUGAGAGUUGCAAAGACAGAGAGGUGAAUGCCGUUGAUUCAGAACAUGAGAAGAAUGUGAUGAACGAUGCUUGGAGACUCUUUCAGUUGGAAAAAGCUACGGGGAAUCCUAAACACCCCUUCAGCAAAUUUGGAACAGGUAACAAAUAUACUCUAGAGACUAGACCAAACCAAGAAGGCAUUGAUGUAAGACAAGAGCUACUGAAAUUCCAUUCUACUUAUUAUUCAUCCAACUUAAUGGCUAUUUGUGUUUUAGGUCGAGAGUCAUUAGAUGAGUUGACUGAUCUUGUGGUGAAGUUAUUUUCUGAAGUAGAGAACAAAAAUGUCCCAUUGCCAGAAUUCCCUGAACACCCUUUCCAAGAAGAACAUCUUAGAAAAAUUUAUAAAAUAGUGCCUAUUAAGGAUAUUAGGAAUCUUUAUGUGACAUUUCCCAUACCUGACCUUCAAAAAUACUACAAAUCAAAUCCUGGUCAUUAUCUUGGUCAUCUCAUUGGACAUGAAGGUCCUGGAAGUCUGUUAUCAGAACUUAAAUCAAAGGGAUGGGUAAACACUCUUGUUGGUGGGCAGAAGGAAGGAGCCCGAGGUUUUAUGUUUUUUAUCAUUAAUGUGGACUUGACUGAGGAAGGAUUAUUACAUGUUGAAGAUAUAAUUUUGCACAUGUUUCAAUACAUUCAGAAGUUACGUGCAGAAGGACCUCAAGAAUGGGUUUUCCAAGAGUGCAAGGACUUGAAUGCUGUUGCUUUUAGGUUUAAAGAUAAAGAGAGGCCACGGGGCUACACCUCUAAGAUCGCGGGAAUAUUGCAUUAUUAUCCCCUAGAAGAAGUGCUCACAGCUGAAUAUUUACUGGAAGAAUUUAGACCUGAUUUAAUAGAGAUGGUUCUCGAUAAACUCAGACCAGAAAAUGUCCGGGUUGCAAUAGUUUCCAAAUCUUUUGAAGGAAAAACUGAUCGCACAGAAGAAUGGUAUGGAACUCACUACAAACAAGAAGCUAUCCAAGAUGAAGUCAUUAAGAAAUGGCAAAAUGCUGACCUGAAUGGGAAAUUUAAACUUCCAAUGAAGAAUGAGUUUAUUCCUACGAAUUUUGAGAUUUUACCAUUAGAAAAAGAAGCAACAUCAUACCCUUCUCUUAUUAAGGAUACAGCCAUGAGCAAACUCUGGUUCAAACAAGAUGACAAGUUUUUCUUGCCGAAGGCUUGCCUCAACUUUGAAUUUUUCAGUCGCUACAUUUAUGCUGAUCCUCUCCAUUGCAACAUGACAUACCUGUUUAUCAGGUUAUUGAAGGAUGAUUUAAAAGAGUAUACAUAUGCAGCACGCCUCUCAGGUUUGAGCUAUGGCAUUGCAUCAGGAAUGAAUGCAAUACUUCUCUCGGUGAAAGGUUACAAUGACAAGCAGCCGAUUUUGCUAAAGAAGAUUAUUGAGAAAAUGGCUACCUUUGAAAUUGAUGAAAAAAGAUUUGAAAUUAUCAAAGAGGCAUAUAUGCGAUCUCUUAACAAUUUCCGAGCUGAACAGCCUCACCAGCACGCCAUGUACUACCUCCGCUUGCUGAUGACUGAAGUGGCCUGGACUAAAGAUGAAUUAAAAGAAGCCCUGGAUGAUGUCACCCUUCCUCGCCUUAAGGCCUUCAUACCUCAGCUCCUAUCACGGCUGCACAUUGAAGCCCUUCUACAUGGAAACAUAACUAAGCAGGCUGCAUUAGGUAUCAUGCAGAUGGUUGAAGACACUCUCAUUGAACAUGCUCACACGAAACCUCUCCUUCCGAGUCAGCUGGUUCGGUAUAGAGAAGUUCAGCUCCCUGACAGAGGAUGGUUUGUUUAUCAGCAGAGGAAUGAAGUUCACAAUAACUGUGGCAUCGAGAUAUACUACCAAACAGACAUGCAGAGCACCUCGGAGAAUAUGUUUCUGGAGCUCUUCUGUCAGAUCAUCUCCGAGCCUUGCUUCAACACCCUGCGCACCAAGGAGCAGCUGGGCUAUAUCGUCUUCAGCGGUCCUCGUCGAGCCAACGGCAUACAGGGCUUACGGUUCAUCAUCCAGUCGGAAAAGCCUCCUCACUACCUAGAAAGCAGAGUGGAGGCCUUUUUAAUCACCAUGGAAAAGUCCAUAGAGGACAUGACAGAAGAGGCCUUCCAAAAACACAUUCAAGCACUAGCAAUUCGUCGACUAGACAAACCAAAGAAACUGUCUGCCGAGUGUGCUAAAUAUUGGGGGGAAAUCAUCUCCCAGCAAUACAAUUUUGACAGAGAUAAUACAGAAGUUGCAUAUUUAAAGACGCUUACCAAGGAAGAUAUCAUCAAAUUCUAUAAGGAAAUGUUGGCAGUAGAUGCCCCAAGGAGACAUAAGGUGUCCGUCCAUGUUCUUGCCAGAGAAAUGGAUUCUUGUCCUGUGGUCGGAGAGUUCCCCUGUCAAAAUGAUAUAAAUUUGUCACAAGCGCCACCCUUGCCACAACCUGAAGUGAUUCAGAACAUGACCGAGUUCAAGCGUGGUUUGCCACUGUUUCCCCUCGUGAAGCCACAUAUUAACUUCAUGGCUGCCAAGCUCUGAGGACCCCCCGCGGGCGGUGACAAGCGAGUGGACGCGUUCCCGAGUCUCCCAGGGGCUCGGAAACCGGCUUGGCCACUUUACUAGUUUCUGGUUCCCUGUUAGAGACACAAACAGAAAAAGAGAUGUCAGAUGUCAUUAUGUAGAAAUAUUAAAAAUCCAAAGUAAUUAAAUUACAAAA